Messenger RNA from Ctenocephalides felis (cat flea), 1074 nucleotides. Its product is annotated as MOB kinase activator-like 1. The transcript has 5 exons. The coding region runs from base 152 to 805 and encodes 217 amino acids. Lineage: Eukaryota; Metazoa; Arthropoda; Insecta; Siphonaptera; Pulicidae. Gene Ontology annotation, biological process: positive regulation of protein phosphorylation; hippo signaling. Gene Ontology annotation, molecular function: protein kinase activator activity. The record is from RefSeq and is a predicted model, not a curated record. Gene Ontology annotation, cellular component: nucleus; cytoplasm.
ACGUCUAUGUCUUCUUGCUGACAGUGACAUUCUUAUCAAUUUUAUCAUUUAUUGAAAUGUUAUUAUUAAUUUUAUAAUCUUGUUAAUUGUUAACUUUUGUUGUUUAUUAUUCUAAUGAGGAAAGCUUAUACAUAGAUCUUCUGCAAGUGAAAUGAGUUUUCUUUUUGGGAGCAGAUCUAGUAAGACUUUCAAACCUAAGAAGAACAUACCUGAAGGUACUCAUCAAUAUGACUUAAUGAAACAUGCUGCAGCCACGCUUGGUUCUGGUAAUCUUCGUCUUGCUGUUAUGCUGCCCGAGGGAGAAGAUCUAAAUGAAUGGGUUGCUGUGAACACUGUUGAUUUUUUUAAUCAAAUAAAUAUGUUAUAUGGAACUAUAACAGAGUUCUGUACUGAAGAAUCAUGUGCUAUAAUGUCAGCUGGCCCAAAAUAUGAAUACCAUUGGGCUGAUGGGCAUACUGUUAAAAAACCUAUAAAGUGCUCAGCACCGAAGUAUAUAGAUUAUUUAAUGACUUGGGUUCAAGAUCAACUUGAUGAUGAGAUGCUAUUUCCUUCAAAAAUAGGAGUGCCCUUUCCAAGAAACUUUCAAGUUAUAGCCAAAACUAUUUUAAAACGCCUUUUUAGGGUUUAUGCUCACAUAUAUCAUCAACAUUUUACGCAAGUAGUGCAAUUAGGAGAAGAAGCUCAUUUAAACACUAGCUUCAAGCAUUUUAUAUUUUUUGUUCAGGAAUUCGAUUUGAUAGACAGGCGAGAGUUAGCACCAUUACAAGAAUUAAUUGAUAAAUUGACUGCUCAAGAAAGUAGAUAAUAACUGCAUAAUUAAUUUUUUUUUGCUAAGUAAAAUUUAUCAGAUACAAUAACCAAUGUUGACUAUGGAUAACAUACUCAUUAAUUGGUAUUACAACUAAGACGCAUUAGUAAAAUACUGAUAUAUUUUUCUAUCCAAAUUAUUGUGCUUAAUAAUGAAAUUAUAUUAUCACUGUGGUAACGGCAGUUAUUGGCACUGUUGGACCUGAGGGCAUACGUGUUCUAUGUUCACACAAUUGCACGUAUUAUUUUGUAUUAAGAGGUGAUGUG